AUGUGCUUCACCGACGAACUCAACGCCAUUCAGGCCUCUGCCGACGCCGGUAUGCACGAGUGCGUCGAGUACCAGAUCCAAUCCUACGUCCAAGAAGAGCGCAUCGAGCCCUCCCACAACGCAGCCAGUACCUCCGUCCGCACAUCCUCUAUCGAAUCCUCUACGCUUCCUCCUCCGUACGACGCGUGUGCUUCGGAAAAGCCUCGAGGCAAGGUCGGCUUCCUCCGUCGUCUCUUGCACCGCAGCCCCAAGAAGACCGCUGUCCAACAAGAGCUGCCGAGCUACCGCGAAGCCGAGCUUGCUCGCGCGUGGGCCAAGGUCGGCAUCGACAUCAACGACACCAAGCACGGCCCCCGACCGGCAUGCACGCCCGAGGAGUGGAUCCGCGCCAUGCAAGACAGCCGCCUGCUGUAG
Moesziomyces antarcticus is the source of this 414-nucleotide messenger RNA. RefSeq lists its product as uncharacterized. The transcript is spliced from 2 exons. The coding region runs from base 1 to 414 and encodes 137 amino acids. The record is from RefSeq and is a predicted model, not a curated record. NCBI's taxonomy places the organism in Eukaryota, Fungi, Basidiomycota, Ustilaginomycetes, Ustilaginales, Ustilaginaceae.